UGUCUUGUCACUGUCAACAGCACAGAAUCAUAGACUGACACAGGAUUUAAGGUUGUCGACAACAUAGAUUAACAUACAUUUAAUAAAAAAAACAUUAAGCUAAAGAACACGAGAGUACUACAGAUAUUUGUUUAUUGAAUUAAAAUUCAAGAAAAAUUUCUGAGAUUUGACUACUAGGACGAUACACUGUUAUUAUAGUUUGUGAAGAUAACUCAAAAGCAAAACGCCAGAGACACAUUUUUGUAUUCUUUUGGAUUGUGUAUAAGUUGAAUCGUAUUAUUUAACUAGGCUUGUAGCUCUGCUGAAAAUGUCGAAAAGUGAUCCAGGUCCACUGCCCAGUAGGUGGUUGAAUUGCCCGAGAAAGUGUACAUCUUUAAUAGCCCAAUCGUUUUUAGCCUUUAAAACACCAUUGGGCACAAAAUUCAAUGAAAAAGUGCCCGAAAAGUGUCGUUUUACGCCUAAAAUGAUUUUCGACUUCUCUAAAAGUAUUAAGAAAAAAAUAGGUUUAUGGAUUGAUCUCACAAAUACAAGCAGAUUUUACGAUAAAGGGGAGAUAGAGGAAAUGGACUGUAAAUAUAUGAAAAUACAAUGCAAAGGUCACGGAGAGGCACCGAGUGAAGACCAAAUAAGGGUCUUCAUACACACUGUCAAGAACUUUAUGAAGAAAAAACCUCUUGAGCUCAUAGCUGUUCACUGCACACAUGGAUUUAACAGAACCGGUUUCUUGAUUGUGUCUUUCAUGGUUCAAGAAAUGGACUGUAGUAUUGAAGCUGCCUUAAAAGAGUUUAAUACAAAAAGACCUCCAGGAAUAUACAAGCAAGAUUACCUCACUGAAUUGUUCAAACUAUAUGGAGAUGUUGAAGAUACUCCAAUGGCUCCUGCAAGACCUGACUGGUGCAAUGAAAUAGAAGAAGAAGAAUCUGAUGAUGACAACCCGAGUGCUACACAGGAUACAUCAGAAUGUAGCGACAGGAAACAGAAGAAAGGUAAACACAAUAACAUUAUAAAGAAGGACUUUAUGCCCGGCGUUAAGAAUGUUGUUCCAUUUGAGAUUCAACCUCGAGUGAGUGAGAUACAAAAGAAAGCACAGAAGUUCUGCCACUGGAAGAGCAAAGGCUUCCCCGGCUCGCAGCCCGUGUCGAUGAACAUGAACAACCUGUCGCUACUCAAGAAGCCGUACAGGGUCUCAUGGAAAGCAGACGGCUUCAGAUAUAUGAUGUUAAUAGACGGCGAAGACGAAGUGUACUUUUUGGACAGAGACAACUACGUAUUCAAAGUUCACGGCCUCAAGUUUCUACAUAAAUCCGAUCUGACGCAUCACCUCAAGGACACUCUGCUCGAUGGUGAGAUGGUCAUAGACAAGCAGAACGGCAUUGAAACGCCGAGGUACUUGUGUUAUGACAUCAUAGCCUUCGAGAACGAAGACAUCGGAAAAGCUGAAUUCUACCCGACAAGACUGAACUACAUAAGUGAAGAAAUCAUCAAUCCCAGGAUACGGGCAAUGACCAAAGGCUUAAUAAGGAGAGAGAAGGAGCCAUUCGGUGUGAGACGAAAAGAGUUUUGGGACAUCACGAUGUCGAGGCAACUACUCGGCGAGAAGUUCGCCAGGCAACUCCUCCACGAACCAGACGGGCUCAUAUUUCAGCCCUCUCUUGAGCCGUACAUCGCUGGCACCUGCGACAAAGUGCUGAAAUGGAAACCCGGUCACAUGAACAGUUUAGAUUUUCUGCUCAAAAUCGACACUGAAAGCGGAGUGGGUAUCGUUAGGAAAAAAAUUGGACUAUUGUACGUUGGACAGUGCUCGAACCCAUGGGACACAAUAAAGCUGACGAAAGAAUUAAAAAAUUAUGACAACAAGAUAAUAGAAUGUAAGUUCGAGAAUAAUCAGUGGGUGUUCAUGCGAGAGCGGACGGACAAGUCCUUCCCCAACAGCCAGAACACGGCCAUGGCCGUUUGGGAAUCGAUCAAGAACCCCGUCACUAAAGAGAUUCUGCUGCAUUACAUCGACAAAAAGAGAUUCAUUAAUGACGGAUCCGAAUCCGGUGCGCCGCCCAGCAAAAUGGCUCGCACCAUGUCCGAUCAAUAGAAGCGCUGAUCGCAUUAACGAACACCAACUAUAGUAGAGUUAUUUGUCCGUGGAGUUUGGGUCAUAAAAAAUCGGAGCGGUGAAGCGAGUAUUUCGCUCUCUCUUUCACUCACGAGCCUUAUGGACGGGCAUAGUGAUGCGCAUUAUUGUUGUCGAUAGUGUAUUUAGUUUUGUCAUUUUGUGGGUUAGUAAUAAAAAUGAAAGAAAAAACACUAAUCGAACACUUACACAAGAUAUCGCCGCAGCAAGUUAACGAGAAUGGCAGAAAUGAACACUUUGUAACUUUUCGAGAUCUAUUCUUAUUUCAAUGAAAAAUUUUAACACAUUGUUGAUAACAACACGUGCAAAUAUUAUUUUGAAUAAAUUCUGCCGUUUUGAUACAAAACAAAGGUGUAGCCACUGUGUCACUAAAGAAAUUCAGAGAACGAAUGCAUAAAACACAUUACUCUUCGACAUAAUGUACUAUAAUUUGCAGGUAAGUACAAAUGACUCAUAACAUAACAAUAUCUCACCACCCUUCGUAUACCACCCCACCGCCGUGUACCUGCCUUCGAUAACUCAUUCGUUUUUAUUGAUAACGACGUUGCGCCCGCGCAACAUGGUCGCCGCCCUAGCCGGGCUAUGUUUUAUGACCCAAACUGCACGGACAAAAUAAUUAUACUAUAACCAACCGCUUCUAGUUUUGUUUCGCUACAUAAAUGAAACUACAUUUUGUAAAUAGCUGUAAAAAAAGAAAAAACCGAUUCACUAAAACGAUUAAGUGGUAAAUGUUAUAAAUAAAAAGUUUGGGAGUUAAUGUCUAUGGUCUAUAAUCUAGACUCUAAUGGCCUACACUAGAUUUAAAGUCAUCGUUCUCGGACUCGAUAAGGGAAUUAUUCCGUAUUCAAAUAAUUAAGGUGAUUGACAAGUUCACGGCCUACCGAGUGUUGAGUGGUUACUGGAGCUUAUAGACAUCACUACGUGAGCGCCAUCGGCCACCUUGAGAUAUGAGGUCUGAGUCUCAAUGGUGUAGUAUAACGGCUGUCCGACCAUUUUAACCAGAACAGCAGGGCGGUGAUACCUGCCUAUGCGGGCCAACAAGACAUCCUACCAUCAGUAACUACGGAAAUUAUAUUUUUUGCAAGUUUUAUUUUAAAGAUUUUAUUCUUUCAUUGCGGAAGACGUUCGCGAACAUGAAUUAUAUAUGGUAUUUCAGUGGAAAUAUUGAAAAAUUUGUCAAUGGGAUUUGACCACCCGCUGGAUACUAUAAGACUCUGCGUCUUUUGCUUUAGGUCAGGACUAAUUUCAAACAUUUUAUUAAUUCAUAUUUUGUGGACCAGCAAUGUAUAUUAAAGUUUUCGGAGGCAUGACCAACGCACUUUCUAAAUGUUUUCCAUUGCGUGCAGUACAAAAUAACUUUAUAAGUUAAAAAAAAUAGUGGACUUAGUUGUAUCUUUUAUCUUAGGUUUAUCUUUUAUAUUUUUGUUCAUAAUGCUACAAUGGGUCAUUGAAGAGUCAGUUAAAGUAGAAUUAAUAUCGAUUUUGAGAUAUUUCAGAAGUGUCUUCUGACUUAAUACUUUUGGUAUUACCAUUUUAUGUUUACCUCAGUGCGUACAUAAUGUAUAAUAAUGUGAUUAUGUAUUAAAGUUAAUGAUGCUAUUUAUUUAACCGUGCUAUAAAUAUAAUAUUAAUCGCUUCAGUUCGGUUUGUCGCUUUAAUGCUUCGUUGUCCAUAGUGAUUUAAAUAAGAUAUUCAUGGUUGUAAUUGCGAUUCAAAAAAAUCAUUUAUCGUUACAAUAACAUAGUCGGAAAUCUGUGUGAAACACAGUUAUUUGAAUUCACUACGUUAAAAUCACAACGAUUACGACGAACUUCGUCACUCCUAAUUAAUCGGUGAUCUUUUAAAUAAUCAUAAAUUGUUUUGUUUGUGAAAAAAUAAAAUUGUUUCCUUUUUAGUGUAGCUAACUAACUUUACUAAAUGUAAUGAAUAAUGAGUGAAAAAUGUUAUUAAAUGAUUAGAAACAAGGUUAUGUGAACGAAACAAAAUUAUAAAUAUAAUUUUCAUUUAUUAUAAAAUAGUAUAAAUAAAAAAUAAAAUAAAAUAGC
Messenger RNA from Bombyx mori (domestic silkworm), 4170 nucleotides. RefSeq names its product mRNA-capping enzyme (gene mRNA-cap). The record is from RefSeq and is a predicted model, not a curated record. Bases 308 to 2086 code for a protein of 592 amino acids. NCBI's taxonomy places the organism in Eukaryota, Metazoa, Arthropoda, Insecta, Lepidoptera, Bombycidae. Gene Ontology annotation, molecular function: ATP binding; protein tyrosine/serine/threonine phosphatase activity; mRNA guanylyltransferase activity. The transcript has 12 exons. Gene Ontology annotation, biological process: 7-methylguanosine mRNA capping; protein dephosphorylation.